AUCUUCUCUUAUUCACACAACCUUAGCUGAACAGAGAAGAGAAAAGCCUUGAAAUUUGUUCCAUAGCCAACCAAAGAAAUGGCGAGUACAAUGCUUUUUGCUCUCUUUCUUCUGUCUGUCCUAACCUUCUACCCUCCUUCAAUCACUGCUCAACCUGUCACGGACAUGUAUGGCAACGUCGUUACAAACGGUGGCAUAUUCCAUAUAUUGCCACCAAUUACAAUAGGCGGUGGAAUUAAACGAAUCAAAACUGGAAACGAAACGAUCCCACUCAGUGUUGCGCGAUCUCCCAUCUGGAGCGAUAAAGGCCAAAAGAUUAGAAUUUCAUCCCCCUACAAAUCCUUAUUUAUCCCUAACGGCUCUCCAGUGUCACUUGAAUUCGAACUAAUUCCUAUUCUCGGUGCCUCCCCUACUCAGUGGGUCGCUGUUGCGGGUCUGACUGAAGGAACCCUCGUUAAAGUUGGCUACGAAAAUGCAAUCACAGGUUCCUUUUCUAUUCACAGAAUCGGAAUCAAUGUCUAUAAGCUUUUGUUCUGCACACCUCGCGCCACCCUCUGCGGUAAUGUUGCGCUUGUUGAGGAUGAUGCAGGGAACCAGCUUUUGGCUGUCACUCAGAAGGAACCAUACGGGUUUGUUCUUGAAGAAAUUAAAUCCCCGUCUGCUGCAUCCAAAUGAAGCACUGUGCAAGUGCACUUUCUCCUUGUGAGAGACGUGUCUUUGCUUUGGGUGUAAUAAAUAAAUAAAUUAUGCAAGACUAAAUAAAACAUCCAGAGCUUCUGUCUCUGGGUUUUUUUAACCAA
Molecule: messenger RNA, 800 nt
Organism: Vigna radiata var. radiata (mung bean)
Lineage: Eukaryota; Viridiplantae; Streptophyta; Magnoliopsida; Fabales; Fabaceae
Product: chymotrypsin inhibitor 3-like
Exons: 1
Coding region: 79-675 (198 amino acids)
Molecular function (GO): endopeptidase inhibitor activity
Source: RefSeq, a predicted model, not a curated record